CCCAUUUGCCAUGUCGUUGUAAGAGACGAAAAUUUUCAAUUUUGGUGUAGAGAGCGAUGAUGGCUGCGAAGCUUCAGAAAUGGCGAAAUCUGUCAGGUCGUCUAGAUCUGAUUGCUCGGAGCGCCGUGUCGACGAGACGUCUCCUGCACGAAGGUCCAGACACCGUGGAGGAGCUUCUCGAUAGACAUCUAGCGAAAAAAGAGAACAAAGUUAUCGACGACGAUGAGGCCGCGUUGCUGAACAGGCAGCGUCUGACGAGCACGCGCCGGGAAGCGCUGAGUUUGUACAGAGACAUAUUACGAGCGACUCGGUUCUUCAUGUGGAUUGAUUCCAGGGGAAAUCUAUGGAGGGACGUGCUGAGAGAGAACGCUAGGAAGGAGUUUGAGGCGGCGCGAUUUGAGACGGAUCCGGAGGUUAUCACAAAGCUGCUGAUCAAUGGAAGCGAUGCGGUUUCGUCUGCUUUGGAUAAGCUUGCGGAGAAGCAGAGAGAGAUGAUCGAGAAAAAACCGUGACUUGAGUUGAUCAACCGUGCAGGAAUGUUUCAAUCGAAUACUAAAUCUGUUGAGCUAAAUUGACAUGUUUGUAAGGCUCUUCUUCUUGAUGCCUUUGGAACUAUUGCUGCAAAUGGUUGCGAGAAGAAGAAGAUGCUAGGAGAUUUUUUUUGUUCUUUGUCAUGUUUGAGUGUUGUACGACUUAGAUUUUCAUUGAAAUGUCAUUGAAGAGUCUGUAUACAUACACACCUCUACAAGCUAUAAACAAGGCUUUUGAUUCUAGAAUAACUUGUUGCAACAUCUCAACGACCAAUAAAUUGGAAUCUAUAAUCUCUUUUGUUUCGUCA
Molecule: messenger RNA, 838 nt
Organism: Camelina sativa (false flax)
Lineage: Eukaryota; Viridiplantae; Streptophyta; Magnoliopsida; Brassicales; Brassicaceae
Biological process (GO): mitochondrial respiratory chain complex III assembly
Source: RefSeq, a predicted model, not a curated record